GGGAAAUGUGAACGCGUUGUCGCCGUGCGUGUGUGUGUUAGUCGAGGCAACCUCGUCACCCUCAGCGCAUUAAUUGUUGUUUAUUCUCAUUGUUGCUGCGAGCAUGAAGACGAAGAGGGGCAAGACGAAGAAGUUGCCCAGCGAGGUGACCCCGUCGACCAGCCUGCCUCCGCUGGUGGAAGGGCAACCACGAUGUUUCCUACGCAUCAGGGUGGGUGCCCUGGUGUGGUCGUCAGGUGGAGCGGGUCCUCGGGUCUCCACGCUGCUCCACACUCCGCUUGUGCGUUUGCGCUGGUGGGGGGAGGGUUCAGGCGGCACCAUCUUCAGACCCCACUUGGCUGGAGGCACUCGUUCGCCGCAGAGCUUCGCCCGCUUUUCCGUGUGCUGCGGACCAAAGCAGUUCUCUUCCUACCUGUCAGACAUGGGAAAUCUGGUACUGGAAGUGCUUGCCAAGCUGGAGCACCUUCCUGUCGGGCGCGUGCACAUCAAUCACAUCUCCCGGCUGUCGGCCACGCAGCCGAUCUCCGGCUCCUUCCCCAUCCUCUCCUCCACGUCGCAUAAGCUCGGAGAGCUGCAGGUCUCUAUGACUCUGGAGGCUCUGGCGGACACAUCCGACGGCAGAAACUCGGUCCCCACGACGGACAUGAGUGUGAAUGGCCACCAUGGGGACGCGUCUGCUCCUCUCUCCUUGGUCCACGCCUCCGUGGAGGGCGGCUUAGCAAGCGUGGAGAUGGAUCCAUCCACCCGUAGGCUCUCGUUGCAGUCGAGCAGUGGACAUGAGUCCGCAGGAAGCAGCCUGCCAAACACCCCCAGAGGAAAGGACCACCUGUACUUCCAGAGUGGACACAAAGGCACCACGGGAAAUGACGCUUUCAACUUGGAGCAAGUGUCGCACAGUGGUCUGCUCGUGUCACCCAACAAAGAGCAGCCUUCUUCAACCGAAGCCAAUCAACAACUUGGUUACAACCAGGAUCAACAGGCAGAAGAGUUUGGUGGGACCCAGAACACAGCAGAUGUUAUCUCUGUGCUUCUGGACCGGGGCAGACGUUUGAGGGACGCCAUGGUGGUGUCGUCCAUGCACAUUGACCCUCCCCAUUCCACUAUGAACGCGGGACCUACUGAGACGUUUUCACAUACGGGCAACUCCGGGCCGUCCCCUACCCCAUCAGUGAAGCUGCUAAGGAACCUGUUGAAUGCUGAUGACUUCCAUGCACAUGGCGGCAAGGGCUUCCCACCUCCGUCUCUCAGGUGCCUCUGUCAUGGGGCUACGGUUGGACCCGACACGGAGCUCCGUAGUGAGCCCAUCGCAGACACGGAGAUGCGAGCUGUGGAGCUGCUCCUUGGAAGCUCGGACAUGGGUGACCUAUCGGCGCUGGGCUACUGGGACGGGACGGGCUCGAUGCCGGACACACCGCUGUCGGAGCGCGGAGGCCCCAUGGACGAGAGUGAUAUCAACGGGCCACUGCAUGACCAGAGCCUCCUGGAAGACCUCUUCUACAGGGGGCUGGGAUCUUCGGGCAGCCAGAGUGAAGCGGGAUCUGGAGAGGAGACCAGGUCACGGCGUCUGGGUGGAAAGGGCCCACAGGGGGAUGUGGACCGGGAUGUACCACCCCCGGAGCCCAUCCACCCAUCAUCACUCCGGCAAUCCAGGACCGACGGUGCCCGGCGGCAGCCGCCUCCGUCGCAGCAGCAGCUGGCUUUGGAUUUGGAAGCGGGCAGGCUGGCGCUACUGGGACGCGUGCACCUGGCCCGCGUCGUCGUCGGAGCGUUGCACCUGCCCGGAGAGGCGGCAGCGGUGUCGCCCACGCGCCACGCUGAGGGCCGCAGCUCAGGGAAGCCCCCUCGCCCUCGCAUUGCCGCUGGGAAAAAAUGCACAUAUUUUGUGGAGUACCACUUCCCGGUGCCGACAAACGUGAAGGACGCUUCAGGGCAGACGGCACUGAUGACAGAGGUCACUCGUGUUGCAUCCAGCAAAAUCAUUGGAGGAGCGGUCAGGUUCCAGCAGCGCUCCGUGUUCCCCGUGUUCUUUGGCGGGGAGAUGCUGCGCCACUGGUGGAACACGGAGCUGCUCUUCAGAGUGUACGCACGCCGCGCCACUCAGAGAAAGGCGGCCCUGGUAGGCACGGCCCACCUGCCCCUGCGUACCGUCAUGCAGUCAGAACAGUUGAGCGUGAGUGCUUCCCUGGGGGUGGAAUCCAUUCCCAGUGAGGAUGGGGCUGAGCUGAACCUUGGACCCCUAAAGGUAUCCAUUGAACUGGCUGCAGACAGCAAGGACUUCACUCAGUCGAUGAGCAAACCGGCCGGAGGAAACAAGCACGUGGCUUACACUGUGAGCAGCCCUGGCCCCAGUGCCCGCCCUGCUGACGCAACGCCUCACCAGGCACCAUUGGCAAAACGCCUGGAUGCAGGCGGGCCAGUGCGAAGCCUGUUGGCAGAGUUUGACUCUUCGACAAAGCCCAUGCAGCCCGGUGGCAGGAGCAGCAACAACAAUAACAAUGAACACGUCUACGAAGAACCAGAAAAUGUCCAGGGGCCCUUGCCACCUCUGUUGUUGCAUGCCCUGCUCCUGGUGGCCGAUGGGAAGAGGCUGUACAGCCCCUCGUCACGGCUGUCUGGGGGCAGCGCCCAGCAGGAGCCCAGCAGUGCGUACCUCGUGUGCAAGCUGUUCAGCAGCCAGGAGGUGACUCGCUCGGCCGUGUGCUGGAGCAGCGCCACUCCUCUCUUUAACUACUCCCAGGUAUCGCCUGUUCAGGUGACCCCUCAGCUGCUAGAAAGGAUGAACAACAACGUGAUGGUGAUCGAGGUGUGGAACAAGGAGGCCGGACCUGGACCGGACCAGCUCAUUGGUCUGGCCAAGCUUCCACUUCAUCAUUUCCACAUGUCUUUCAGAGACCCAAACGUGUCGCGUCUGCUGCUGGAGGCGCAGUACCCCGUGGUGGCCGUGGACGGGUACAUGCCCGUGGUGGACGUGUUUUCAGGGAGUCGUGUUGGCGAGCUCCGGGCGCUGCUCGCUAUGGGCUCCUCCAAUCAGGUGUUGGCACUGCAGCGGCUGAAGGGAGAGGAGGUGACGUCCGUACCCACUUUCUAUCGUGCCGCCCGUUCGAUGGGCGACUCUGCAGUACAGCCUUCUUCUUCCCAGGUUCCGUUGCAAGAGCCGGAGCAGUUCGGUCUGCGGGAGGAGCACAUGUUUGAGGUGCACGUGGGCUCCGUGCGGGGUCUGGUCCCACUGCAGUCCGGAGUGUGGGGCGAGGCUGACUGCUACGUGCAGUACCACUUCCCUGCACAGCCCAACGCGGACGAGCCAGGCCUGUCCAUGUGUGCGUACCGCACGGCCACAACGCUGUGCGUCCCGGACCCCGUCUUCCGGGACACGCAGACGCACGCGCUGGUGGCCUCGCCCGGGGAACCUGUGCAGAGGCUGCUGCUGGAAGCGUGCUCGCGCCAGGGCGGCCCGGACUCGCCGGGCGGUGGGGGCAUCCACUUCGAAGUCUGGUGCAGGUACUACUACCCGAAUGUGCGCGAGCAGCUGGUGGCUAGGGGCACUCUGCCGCUAGCCAAGCUGUGCGCCAUGGUGACGCUGCAACGGCGUGGGGAGGCGGGCGCGCAGGCCUUCUCCCUGCCUCUCAAAGCACAAACGGCCCCCGGGCAUCACCCUCCACAUCCAUCGGCGGGUUUGCUGGAGCUGAGCGUGGCGUACAAACACAGGCCCAUCACAGGCCCCACACAUGCCGAGCCCGGGGCGAGCCCUCACCUUGUGACGCUCGCUCUGACUGUCCAUCGAGCCAUGGGCCUGCAAGCGGCCGCCAGGCUCGCGGCGGAACGCGACCCGUCCAUGCACUACCCGGCGGAGGCGGGCGUGAACGCGUGCGUGUCGCUGGGCCUGUCGUUCGCGGUGGCGGCCGCUGGUCGCGAGAACGUGACGCGUGCCGUGGCGCGCUCCUUCUCCCCGGAGUUUGAGCACGGGGCCGAGGUGGCGUGCCACGUGGUGUCACGCGGCACGGCCGGGGAGAGCCGCAGCCUCGCCGAGACGCUCUGCUCCGCGCACGCCAUCUUCACCGUCGUGCACCAAAACUCGCGCGGCCGCUCCAGUGACGCGGCCCGAGCAAGAGGAGCCGUCCUGGGAGUGACGCGAGUGCCUCUCGCCGCGCUCCUGUCCCGCACCUCAGGAAUCCAUGGCUGGUUCCCGGUGAGCCCGGCGGGAGUCGGCCAUGGAGGAGGAGGGGAGGCACCUGACCCUCUAAACCAGUGUGUCGGUGGCCUGGAGCUCUCCGUCGCCUUUGCACAUGCAGGCGACCGAGAGAAAGUGCUCCAGGCUGCUCGGUACCUGGGAUGGAAGCAUCAUUGCUUGGAGCAGGAGGAGGAGGGUGAUGCGAUGUCAGAGGAGGCCUUCAUUGAAGCUACCGUUGCUCUCAAAGUGGCCGUGCCCAAGGCCUGGCUCCCAGAAAGAUGCCUUCCCGACUUCAACGCCCCGUCCCGCCCCGCCCCGGAGGACAUCCACUGCUAUCUCCGCUACCGGCUGUACGAUGCAGAGGCAGUGUGCUCGCGGCCACGCAGGCCCCAGCGCUCCUGCGAAGACGGGGCGGCUCUAGACCUGCACCACGCUCGCACGUUCCGCCUGCCGCUCGCUCGCCCACUGCGCUGGUACAUGCGGGAGGAGCGGCUCGAGCUGCAGCUGUGGGCAUCUGGCGCCGGGCAGAAGAUCGGCUCUCGCUCCCGGCGUCCGCACGACACGGACCGGUUGAUCGGUUCGGCUUUUGUCGACCUGUCGUCUCUUGUGCCGCCGCGGCCGCAACGGCACACUCAGAAUAAAUGCACAGUGAGCGGUGUGUACCCGCUGUUCAAGUACGGCGCCGAUGACUUGGCCGGUGCGGCGCUGCGCGUGCAUGUGACACGCUCCCUCGACGGGCGACACGUCUCGGGUGAUGCCACCAGUCACGCCGCCCUCCCAUCCGACGGUGAAGCCACCGAUGACGAGGAGGAGGAGGACGACGACGAUGGCUACAAUGACAGGGAUGCGACGAACGAAUCAGGCUGGAAGCAUCUGCGGGGGGACAAUGAAUUAGACGGCGAAGGGAGGAGCCGCGGAGCGAAGAGAGACAUCGGAAAGUGUGGAACGACGGCUCCGAGUGAGGACGAGGCGGCCGACAGCUUCCCGGCACUCGUCAUGGUCGAGCGGGCCAUGCACCUGUCCUGUGUGGGGAGCCCACGGAGUCGCCAGGGGGCACCGCCGCUCAGCUUCCGCGUCUCCUAUGCAGUUUGCGGCGCUGCGGAGCCCGUGUUCACCGAAGCCGUCGGCACCUCCAGCUCGCCCGUCUGGGAGCACCACCUUCAGACACGCCUCUCAACACAGCUUCUCCUUGACCCCAGGCAAAGUCUGGUCUUCAAAGUGUGGCACAGCACAGGUCAAGGGGAGCGUGCGCUGGGAUUCGCGUCUGUGGACCUCAGCGCGCUGCUCUCGGGCUUUCAGAGCGUUUGCGGUUGGUACAACGUCGUGGACGUUAAUGGGCAGUGCCGGGGCCAGAUCAAGGUGGCCGUCACGCCCACCGAGGGCGUGGUUCACCUCCGGGCUGCACGCUGGCAGCACGCCGAUACCGUCCCAGUGCAGCCAAAGUCCCGAGGACCGCAUUAUCAAACAACUGCCGUCUACAGCAUCUUUCCAAGCCAUAUCAGCAGAUUCCCUGAGCAGCACAUCAGUACAAACGCUACGCUCAAUGACAGGGCAACGGCGGCGGGCGUCGGCACAAGCCGCUCGCGCUUCCGGGAGCACCGCGACAACGUGCGCCGCUUCCACCAGUCUCUGCAACAGCCAGAGGGGAGCGCGCCCGGGGAGGCAUCCGGUCCCACGCAUGCAGAGUCCGUGGGCAGCAACGGCAGCAGCGGUGGCAGCGUCAGCGAUGGAAGUGGAGACUCCAGUGAGCCCGCGAAAUCCACCCUCCUGAAGAGCCUCAGGAAGAACCUAAGGGAGCUGGACGACAUGCAACGCUUCUUCACCAAAAGGCUGUCGGUCGUGCCGGAUCCUUGGCAGAGGCAGUCGGAGGGGCCCCGUAAGGAAACAGUCGGGGAACAGAGCCACCCGCUGUGCACGGGUGGCACAGAGCCAACGGGCACGGGCGGUGAGAUGCAUGACGAGCUGCUGGAGAAGUCCAGUCGCCUGGUGUCAGAGGUCAACAGCCUCAUGUGCGGUUUGCGUGGUGCAGCAGGCACGGCGCUGCCACCUUCGGCACAAGAGCCUGCGUUCGAGGAGAAUGCUGACAGCAUGGAGCCGGCCCUCCUGUCUGAUCGAUCAACGACCGCCAGGGAACACGAGCCGGCUGAUUCAUGGGAUCCAGUGGGCAUUGGUGACCACCUGCUGCCCAUCUCGUUUGAUGCGGAAACACCUAUGUCCGCGCGCAUGUUUACAAACGCUGCCGAGCUCGCAUCUGGCAGCCUGUCAGCCGAGGAUGACGACUUCCGUCGAGGUGAACACUACGCGCACCAAAUCGACGGAUUUGAUGACAUCAUUGGCACUGGCGUCAGAGAUUUUGUCAUCGGGAGCGCAAGCGAUUACGGUGACGGUGACUUUGACGAGCACGUCGUGGAGCCACGAACACUGAACGACAUCUCGGUGAUCACGGACAAGACGAGCCCCUGGUCCAGCGUCGUGUCCGACCCCGAGUCCCACGCUCAUGGCAGACCCAGAGCAGAGUACAGUCUCACUUCACUCAUCCCGUUGGAAGAAGGCACGCAGAGGAACACAAGCAGUCCUGAGCAGCCCACUCUUACUGCCGCGCCCGACUUUGAACAGAUAGACACAGAUCCUGCUGUGAUGGACGAUGGUGAAAUAAGUAGACUUGCAUCUGUUGGCUUGGAAGAGCUGGGGCCUGAAAGUUCAGAAAAUGAUAACACGCCCAUCCCAUCACAGGGUAUGCAUUCACAAAACAAUGACCACUGCGCGUUGCUAGAAGUGGACAUCAACGAUGAACAGUUUGAUGACGCGAGGGCUGAUGCAGAUGCUGAUGUUGCAGCCUCCUCGGUGAGUGCUGCUGCAUCGGUUAUUUCGGAGCGACAGACUGAGAACACCCUUUCUGAAAAUGAGGAGACGGAUCACAGGGAAUCUGAAGGCACGCGUGAGAGCCACGGUUCUUCUUCGAGUCACAGCGAUCAAGAGCAAACCACUGAGAAACGUGUCGGUGAGAGAGCCUCUCGGGAAGAACGCAGAGCAGCAGCAAGUGAUGAGCACUCAUCCGAUGAGGAGCAGGAGGCGCAAGGAAUUGAAGAAGUGAAGGAAAGGGACUUGAAUGUCCCUGGACCAGAGCCUCUGCCCAACUUCUUCCUGCCACCUCGUGACUUGGAGGCUUCAAUGAGGGCACUGAGGCUGGCCCCUGCAUUCCCUGCAUUCCCUGCAUUCUCCGCACGGAAGGAGGGCGAGAUUGGCACAAGCGGGGCAAACGCGCGCCGCACUCCGCGACUCCAAGCCCACCUGGCACCGUCACUUCCCCCAGACCAAACCCAACGCAUCGCGAAGAUCUUUUCCAGCCGCUACUCCAAGCCAGAAUAGUGCGUGCGUGCGUACGUGCGCACACGUGCCUGCGUGCUUGCGAGUGGACAUGCGUGCCAGCGUCGCGCUGAAAGGUCUCGAUGUCUCGACAGUGAGCUAAAUCUGUGGGAGAGUCUGGCCAACUUUAAACGUGCAUUACGGUUGUGGUGCUGGGGCCGUGCAGGCAAUGCUGGUAUCGGAUCGCCCUUCUCUCGAUGGCGGUCUGCCGACGUGAUGCCUAUUGAUAUUGCAGGUAUCACCCUGAUAUCGGAUGUCCCUUGAAAAGCAAUAGCUCUCUUUUCCUCGUGUCCUCAGUACUGGUAAAAAAAAACUUGAGUAAUUAUUUAUCAACUUUUGCAUACCUUUAGCAAUAUCUUGCGAUAUAGACAAUCUCCAGAUAAUACUGAGAAAUUGGAAUUGAUGGUCAGUGGUUUCCCACUAAAAUGGGCAUGGAGAGUGAUCUUGUGUUUACAGCUCGUGGCGAGAGCGGGUUAAACCUAAAUUGAAAACUCAAUUCUUUAGAAGUGCUUUUUGUGUUUAGUUCGUUGUCCUUCCGCAGCACGGUUGGCUACGUACGGUGUGAAAGAAGUUCAACAUUACAUACAUAAGGACAACCAGUGUUUAACUUCACACAAAUUAAUUGUAUUGACCAAGCAGGGAUAGAGGGCCGAAUCCACCCUUGACAGGAAUAAGAACUCGCAUGCACUCUGACCACUGUACCUCCUAGCAGGAUGUUAGUUUAUAUUCUUAACAUACAUGGUAUCACAAUCCUGCUCUUGCUAUACACAUGAGUAUUGCAGUGCUUGGCAAUGCGCCUAUUUAUAUACAUUAUAGACACGUAUAACUCAAUGCUGGAUAGUUGAACUUGUUAAAGCCACACCUUCCAACGUAUGGGACCAAAUGUAAAAAUAGAAUAGUUUCAACCACAACCUUUGAGCCAAUCGUAACCUUCGGUUAUAUGGUGCAAUUUUCUUACAAUAUUUCUCUUCCAUUUAGAUGUAUUUGAACAAGGUUCAUGCUUCUGUUUGAAGCCGAUUACACCGAUUAAUAUUUGUCCAUAAUAUUAUCAGCUGCUAAAGAUUUAAAGCUUUCGUGACUGCAGGGAUUCAUAUUCCUGGUUCUUUCGGUAAAGUCACGUAGAAGUGAAAUAACAAAAGAAUAUGAAUAUAAAACAAAAAAAUAAUUUUUUUUAUAAUAAUAUUAUUUUAUUAUUUCACUUCUACGUGACUUUACCGAAAGAACCAAGAAUAUAGCUGCUAAAGAAUUAUGGGGAAAAAAAAUCGACAUUUAAAAUAUACACUGGAACACUGUCAAAUAGAGCAUGGCGCACUUUGUCCUGUCAACACCUACAAAUUAGACUUCCAAACAUGGGCAGGCAGGGCUUUUCGGCCCUGACAUGUGAGUGAACACAGUUCCCCCCACACUUGUGUACGACGGCAGUAGCACGCGAAUGCGCUGGAGUUUGUGAUUAUAUUCUUGGGUGUUUUCGGUAAAGUCACGUAGGUAAAAUUUUAAAUAAAAUAAAAAUCACGACGUUUCGGAGGCAACACAAGCCUCCGAAACGUCGUGAUUUUUAUUUAAUUUUAUUAAAAAAAUUUACCUACGUGACUACCGAAAAAACCCAAAAAUAUUAGUCCUUACAGUCAUGAAAGCUUCGAAUCUAGUUUGUGAUUAAUAAGUGCACUUGUAAUUAAGAGUGAUUUUUUUGUGUUUGUUUCAGUUGUGUGCGAUGUUUUUGUCGUGUUUUCAAACAUGAGUGUGUAUUAUGCAAACGAAGUUAACCCGAGGGCGGAGGCCUUUGGGACCCUGUUCCUUGUUUUCCAGUUUAAACGCGUGCAGCUGAACCAUGCAUAAUAAAAGGAAAUCAUAAAUUAGUGAAUUGGUCGGAAUGAGUUUCGCAGUGGUUGUGUCAACCACUGCUCCACUGGAACGGUCGUUUUGAGAGGCGAUCGUUUGGCCAAGAUCGGUUUGAGCUUGGCAUGAGACACCUUCACCGCAUUCCAGUCACUGGAAUUAUGCCACCUGUCUUGAAACUAGGAGCAGAUAAGGAUGCAACACAAUCCUUUGUUGGACUGUACGUCUAUGCUCCCGCAUCUAUGUACUCCCAGCCUCCAUCAAGCCGCACUGACCGUGAUGAUGAAGUCUGGUCGAAAUUUCCCUGCACUGCAUGAAGAGGCCUUCAUCCAGCAGUAGAUGGACAGAAAAGCUGUAGGAGUGAAACUAAGGGCCAGAAGUACAAAGCCUCCAAAGCUACAGAUGCAAAAUGUUACAGCCUGCAGAGUAACCUCCUUCUCAAGAUAGUUGUUGAAGCAUGAUGUCACCAUGAAGUUGUUUUAUGUCACCUUCAUGAGCCAACUUUUAACCCUAAACAUGUUUUGGAAUCUAGCCGAACUGCACACAUAUUUUGGGCAGCAUUAACAGUGGCUGUUGAUUGUAUAGACUGCACCAAAUAGGUUCUUAUCUUCCAGAUUCAUUAUGCUGUGUGUAUAUUUUAUACAGUUGAAUUAUAUACUUAUAUAAGUUGAAUACAAUAGAAAUUAAAUGUAUCUAUUGAUUGCUUUAGAAGCACACAUUCCUUCACGUACCCAGAGAUGUACAUUGUAUGUAAUAGUAUCCCUACAGAUAUUUAUAAAGUAAAUGUUUUGUAUCCAGUCCUGGAUAAAACGUGAUUGCACUGAAAACAAAUAAAAUUCUCAAUUUUACAUUUAAUGCAGGUGCUGUAUGUUAUUGGGAGAUAUUGAAACUUGAUUUAACCUGGCGAAAGUCAGUUUAACCAGCUGUUUCCAAUUAAGCAGACUGUUUUCAGCAUUAUGUAAUCGGUACAGAUUGCUUCACAAACUCGGGAUAAUACAGUACUCGUUUAAAUCAUAUGGCUACUCUGAGUAGUUCAUUCCAUCUCUGAUAGCU
Messenger RNA from Lethenteron reissneri (Far Eastern brook lamprey), 10423 nucleotides. RefSeq names its product C2 domain containing 3 centriole elongation regulator (gene C2CD3). Gene Ontology annotation, cellular component: microtubule organizing center; centriolar satellite; centriole. The record is from RefSeq and is a predicted model, not a curated record. Gene Ontology annotation, biological process: cilium assembly; centriole elongation; protein localization to centrosome. Lineage: Eukaryota; Metazoa; Chordata; Hyperoartia; Petromyzontiformes; Petromyzontidae.